GCGACCCGGCCGCACCCGCGCCACCCGCGUAAAAGCGCUCCGCAUUGCAAAAACUACUGCAAUAUCAAAUUAACUUCAAAACUCCAUACAAAAAAUGCGCCUGACAUAAAAUUUAUAGCAAGUGCACUGUAACGCGUUUCUGAAGUGUUCAUUGUAAGGCGUUGGGGAUUCUAACACAUGUGGCUGAAGGGAAUAAGGUUCGAUACUGCAUGGCAUAAGCCUGGGUAGUCCAGUGUACCAAAGGUCUUUGUGCGCCGGAAUGACACGAAGUGUGAGCGCAUCACUUCAGCAGACGUGGUUCAUUGGCAUGUGACGCGGGGCAGUGAGCGGCAUGCGAGGCGAGCGCGCCGCGCGGGCCGCGGCUGUCGCCGUGCUCGCAGCUCUGUUCGUGGGACCACCGCAGUUGGCGGCUGAGGACGCUGGCACUGUUGCUCCAUUUGAUCCAUCGACCCGUGGCAACAAGAAGUAUGGUGACCAUUGUUCCACCAUCCAGGACUGCAGCUUCGAACACUCGAUAUGCGACAAGGUGCAGAAGUACUGUCGGUGUGAGGAAGACUUUGUGACCAACCACGUCGACAAAUGUGGGAGACCGGCGAGCGUGAACGAAUCAUGCACCUUCAACCAGCAAUGCGAGACGGUGGUGGACCAGACGGAAUGCAAGAACGACCGCUGCGCAUGCAUGUUCGAGAUGGUGGCGGAAAUCACCGUCGAAGGAACUAUCAUCUGCAAACCGGAAAAGCAGAAGGAAGAAUCGCUAAAGACUCUCGACCCGGCUAUGAUUGGAAUCCUGGUGGCAAUGGCUCUCAUGUUCGUCAUCAUUUGCGUCGUGCUGCGUUUGUUCGCUUCAGCACGAUGGAGGGAGAACAGAACCAUCUUCAACACACCGAAUCCUCGCCUGAUGAACGUUUCCUUGCUAAGGGACUCCAAAUUGUUGCAUUCGCAGGAUCGUCGUGGUUCCCGAGUUAGCAUGCGUCCACCAUCACGACAUGCUAGCCAACAAGAACUUAGACCUCAUUCUCCAAAUGCAGUUAAUGUCUUACACAAGUCAAUGUUCACAACCGAAUUUAACAUCCAUUUCAUCCUACAGCACGUCAUCACCAAAGUCAUCAGCUACACCGAAAACCCUCAGGGUCACGUCGAGGGUCAAGAGCUAGUAGUGGACACUCUGCUACGUCACUAAGGUCCGCUACUCUACGUUCGCCCACCGCACCCGGGCCCACAUCAGUCACUGUAGAAAUACGCCCACCAGAUGCGUAAAAACAUUGACGAACCAAAAUCUUUAAAGAAAGACAAAGAUGAUAAGGGAGACAAAUGUGUAGAAUCUAAAACGGAAAGAUUAUUUAACGUAAUGCUAAAGCGAGAUUCUUUCAAAGUAUUUUUAAAUGAUGCAAGGUCUGUAACACAUGCCGAACAAAAGUUAAAUUGUAUUGUAAAAAUACUCAGUCCAAAUGUUUACAAUAUUUGUGAUAAAAUUUACCAAUCGUUUAACAUUAUAAUUAAGUUAAAUUAAGCUUUCAUCAUGAAAAGUAAGACUAUUUAUAUUAUUAUAGCAAUAAUAUAGCGCACUGUGUAUCUGUCAUGACCAUAAAAUGCCACGUGAGAAGUGCCUCUAAGUCAAAAUGCAUAAAAUUUAAAGUGUUUGUCUCUCAUGAAACAUUUAUCGAAAUAAGCUAUAUGAAUAUAAAAUAUUUAAAUACACUACAAAUACUAGAAUAAUGAAAUAAAGUUAAAUCAGUUCACUUUAAACAAUUUAUAUCUACUUAAAUUCACAGUCAAGAACUUACACACUUUGAAAAAUUUAAGUGUAGAGCACUAUUCAACGAUAUUAAUUCAUAGAUUGUAAGUAUAGAGUAUAGGAAAAUAUUUAGCUUUUUUAGCGUUAGAUUGAUGGCUUUUUGGCAUUUUUUGUAGUUCUAUAGGUUUUAAAAAGUCGAUUAUUAUAGGUAAAUAAUUAAGACUACUAGAAAUUGUUUUAGAUUUUAUCUUCUUUUUGAAUUUUCUUGUGAGGAUAUGCUAGUUUUCCUGACUUCUGCCUUAGGUCUCUAUAACUUUAGCUUACGAGACGUGGUAAGCGACAUAGAUCUAGAAAAAUUAUUUACGGGGACCAUCUCCUGGGAGAGGAGUGAUCUAAAUAAACAAAUAGGGUUGAUAUAUUUAGUGAGGAGGAAGCUUCGAUGCCGCUUUCUAACUAUUAUCUAAGACUAUCGAACCUAAUAGCUUUAAUUUAGUGUGUGGAUGUCCGCUUUUCUUUAAACAAUUUCUAUGAGAGAGAGUUGUGAAUCGAAGUUAAGGAUUUUUUCGUCAUAGAUUUUUCGUGUAGCCCUUUUAGGUAUUCCUAUAUACAAUGUGUAAAGUGGGGAAAUUUACACAUUUUUAAAAUAAGUAUACUCCGCACUUUCGAAGCUUCGACCAAGUUUAAAAUGCAACGCACAAACAGUCGAUCCGAUAGAGUUCUACUUAUUGUAAAUUAUCACGAAAGCGUGUUUAAAAGUACAAUUAUAUAAAAUCAUUAUCAUUACAAUAAUGUGGCAUAUACUUCAAUAAAGGGGAAGAAUUGAAGUAUAGUCCAUAAAACUUCAUUCUUCAUCGUUUGGAUAAUGCAAAUAACUAUAAGCUAUUGUAUCUUAAACAAAUAAUAAUGCUCACAUCAUAAAACUAUAUUUCGACACUGUGCUAGUAUAACUACUGAAAACUAUGCUAUGAUUUAAUUAUAUGAACUUUUAUUAUAACUUAUACUUCCG
Pectinophora gossypiella (pink bollworm) is the source of this 2741-nucleotide messenger RNA. RefSeq lists its product as uncharacterized. The transcript has 10 exons. Lineage: Eukaryota; Metazoa; Arthropoda; Insecta; Lepidoptera; Gelechiidae. The coding region runs from base 332 to 1180 and encodes 282 amino acids. The record is from RefSeq and is a predicted model, not a curated record.